UCGGUCAGAACAGUGCCCGUGACAUAUCGUCCAUCGACCAGAGAAACGUCGACCUAGUCAAAGUUAGAGAUAAGAAAAAUUUUGUUCAAACAACAGCUGACGAAUAAAAACACGAUUCAUUCGAUCGAUCAAAUUUCUAUUCGUACCGUCCGCAGAAUAAUAUCAUUUUGUAAUACUAUCUAUGACAAGUAACCAAUGGCAAUUAAAUAUCUUUUCAACGAUUAACGAGGACACAAAUCGUUGACUUUGUAUUUGUUGUUUGAAAUUUGAAUGCAUAGAUAAGAAUAUCGACCGUCCCGAGUUCAGAUCGUAGCGAUCGAUAGCGAUUAACGUAGUACCCAUGAGACGAUAUGCAGUUAUCGGGAGUUCUUCGACAGACAACUGACCUCGCUAUAAAGCCUCGCGGUAUCAUCUCAGACGGUGAACUAAAACAGACAGACCGUCGAACGGUCACGUCGAUCGGCUACGCUGGUUGAACAGAUUUGCAACACACGAGCUCGCCCAGUUUGAUUUAUUCGACGCCGGGAAUCCACAGUUUUCACCGCAGAACAGAAUGUGGUCGUUUCUGCUGGCCUUGGCCGUGACUGGCGCGACGGGAGAAGUAGUGAAUAUCCACAUGAACGAUACGCUGAAUAAAUUCAGUUUCGAUGUCGAUUUGGAGAAUAAUCAAUUUUUACUCGACGGACAGCCGUUCCGUUAUGUAUCCGGCAGUUUUCAUUAUUUUCGAGCUCCAAGACGAUACUGGAGAGAUCGUUUGAAAAAAAUGAGGGCAGCUGGGUUGAACGCUGUCUCUACUUACGUAGAAUGGAGCUUGCAUGAACCGUCUGACGAUGAGUGGCACUGGUCAGGUAAUGCGGAUUUAGUAGAAUUUUUGAAUAUUGCUCAAGAAGAAGAUUUGCUGGUACUUUUGAGACCAGGUCCUUAUAUCUGCGCAGAAAGAGACUUUGGAGGUCUUCCAUACUGGUUAUUGACCCGUGUACCGGAUAUAGUAUUACGUACAAAUGAUGCACGUUAUAUGAGCUAUGUGGAAAGAUACUUAAACAAAUUGUUCGAGAAAAUAAAUCCUUAUCUAAGGGGUAAUGGUGGUCCUAUAAUUAUGGUUCAGGUGGAAAACGAAUACGGAAGUUACGCUUGUGACACGGAGUACAUGGACCGAUUACGAUACAUUAUGAAAGGGAAAAUUGGAUCGAAGGCUCUUUUGUACACGACCGAUGGAAUCAGCCCAAAUAUGCUUCGUUGUGGAUCCGUGCCUGGAGCUUAUGCUACCGUCGAUUUCGGUGCCUCCGCGAACGUGACGAAAAGUUUCGAAAUAAUGCGCUUGUAUCAGCCACGGGGCCCAUUUGUUAACUCCGAAUAUUACCCAGGAUGGUUAACGCACUGGCAAGAACCGUUUCAAAGAGUAAAAUCCAGCGAUGUUGCUAAAACUCUGGAUGAAAUGCUGUCAUUAGGUGCUUCCGUUAACAUAUAUAUGUUUUAUGGUGGCACAAACUUCGGCUAUACCGCUGGUGCUAACGGUGGCGAUAACGCGUACCAGCCACAAUUAACUUCCUACGAUUAUGACGCCCCGUUAACAGAAGCUGGUGAUCCAACGCCAAAGUACUUUGAAAUCAGAAAUGUUAUCGCCAAGCAUUUACCAUUACCCGACGUACCCCUUCCGACGGUAUCACCGAAAGGCAAUUACGGUUCGAUAUACUUGUCGCCAAUUUUCAAUCUGCUCGAACCCGAUGGCCGGAGUAGAUUUGCAACGAUCGUUAUUCAAGAAAAAGAACCACAGACGUUCGAGGCUCUUAACACGCCUCAUUGGCUAGUACUAUACGAGACUAACCUCCAGGCGAGACCUUUGGAUCCUACUGUUUUGCAUGCAAUUGUUCGGGACAGAGCGUUGGUCUACGUGGACGACAACUUGAUUGGAACCUUGAGUCGCACUGACAAUAUAUACGACAUAAGUAUAGAGAGUCCCUACCAACAUAACUUGAAGCUACUAGUGGAGAAUCAAGGACGACUUAACUAUGGAGGCGGACUUCGCGACUUUAAGGGGAUGUCGAGCGUGACUGUCGGCCAAGCUCCCGUUUAUAAUUGGACAAUGACCGGAUUCCGUUUAGACAACGUCAACCUUGUUGGAGAUUGCCCGACGAUUACAGUGGAAAACGGAACUCUUCGUCAUGGACCAGUGGUGUUUCGUGGGAAAUUCACGAUUUCUGGCGAACCUUUGGACACGUACUUGAACACUGCUGGCUGGGGCAAAGGAGUAGCUUUCGUAAAUGGCCACAAUCUUGGUCGAUAUUGGCCACUCGUAGGGCCACAAAUGACCCUGUACGUUCCUGCGACUUUCUUGCGAACCGAUGAGAAUGAGUUGGUGCUGAUAGAACUGGAGUAUGCGCCAAACAGCAGAAAAAUGAAAUUACAGAACACUCCGAUUCUUGAUUAUACGAUCGAAGCGUUUUUUUAAAUCUUUUUCUCCCCUCAAACUACAAACAUGCUAAUUCUAUUAUGAAUUUAGGGGGGUAUUGUAUUGUAAAAUCGAUUUUGUUUCGAUCGAUUUUACAAUAUCGAUUCUUGCCUCUUUCAUAAUUUUUCAAAGUGCUGCUAUUUUUUUAAUUAUCAAUUGUUUCCUUUUCCAAUCAACUUUGAAAAACUUUCUAGGCAUUUCGUAGAUAUCAAGAAAUACUGUGAAGUAUUUCAACAAAAAGAAUUUGUAUAAUUCUUAUUUUAAUUUGUUUAAAACGUAAGAAAAAAACAAUAUUUAAACGUUAAUAACUUCUUAACGAAGCCUCAAUCAACAAAUUGGUAUUUUUGUUUUUGUCUUACUUUGGCCUCUAAAAUCUCCCAUUAUAAUUUUUCCCAGGGGGUGGCCAAACACCCUGUACACAAAAUAUCUUAAAGCUGACUUUUGAAGAGAACAUUAUGGUCGAAAUCUAGACAAAUAUAUCUAACAACCACCAAAUUGCAUUUAAUAGGACACCUGUAAAAUUAAAGAAUUUUGCAUUUAUCUUUCAUCCUACAAAGAUCAGAAUUCUUUUUUAUUAUACAAUAAUAAUAAUAAUCUAUUAUUCGAAUUAAAUUACCUU
Colletes gigas is the source of this 3068-nucleotide messenger RNA. RefSeq names its product beta-galactosidase-like. The transcript has 10 exons. Lineage: Eukaryota; Metazoa; Arthropoda; Insecta; Hymenoptera; Colletidae. The coding region runs from base 554 to 2449 and encodes 631 amino acids. The record is from RefSeq and is a predicted model, not a curated record. Gene Ontology annotation, biological process: carbohydrate metabolic process. Gene Ontology annotation, molecular function: beta-galactosidase activity. Gene Ontology annotation, cellular component: vacuole.